Anarrhichthys ocellatus (wolf-eel) is the source of this 4680-nucleotide messenger RNA. It is a transcript of the gene acox3, whose product is annotated as acyl-CoA oxidase 3, pristanoyl. Gene Ontology annotation, biological process: lipid homeostasis; fatty acid beta-oxidation using acyl-CoA oxidase. Gene Ontology annotation, molecular function: pristanoyl-CoA oxidase activity; FAD binding; fatty acid binding. Bases 170 to 2248 code for a protein of 692 amino acids. The record is from RefSeq and is a predicted model, not a curated record. The transcript has 19 exons. Gene Ontology annotation, cellular component: peroxisome. Lineage: Eukaryota; Metazoa; Chordata; Actinopteri; Perciformes; Anarhichadidae.
GAAGAAGAAGACAAGAUAAGAGGAGGCACCUCUGGCACAGUUACGAAACCUGGACUCGGGUAUAUUUUGACAAGCGGUAUUAACAGGGAAAGUUGACACUGAACUAUAAGAGAGAGCAAAGUGCCUCGCGGUCCGGCAUAGUGAACCUUUUCGGUCCGAACACCAGACGAUGGAUCAUGAGGUGGCCGACCUCCCCAGUGGCCCGCUGGAUCUCUACAGGAAAAAGGCCUCUUUCAGCUGGAAGGACAUGCUCCUCUUCUUAGAUGGAGAGGACAUCCUGGCAUUCAAGCAACGCGUGUUAAAGACACUUGAGGAUGACCCUCUGUUUGCACGUCAGCCCGGGGAAGACGUCCCUCUAGAGAAAAUGAGAGAGCGGACCUUCCUCAGGGUGAAGCAGCUCUUCCGCUACGAUUUCCUGACAAGAGACGAGGUGAUGGCGAACCCCUGGAAGACUGUGGCUCUCAGUGACUGUCUGGGCAUGUAUGACUGGGCCAUGUCGGCCAAGUACUUCCUCAACAAAGGGAUGUUCAGCGCGAUUAUUGCCAACACAGGAUCGGGAAGACACCGCAAGUAUGUCGAAAGUACCGAAGACAUGACGACGUAUGGUUGCUUUGCACUGACUGAGCUGAGCCACGGCAGCAACACCAGAGCCAUGAGGACCACGGCAACGUAUGACCCCGCCACCCAGGAGUUUGUGAUCAACUCUCCGGACUUUGAGGCCGCUAAGUUCUGGGUGGGGAACCUGGGCAAGACCGCGACCCACGCCAUAGUGUUCGCUCAGCUCUACACCCCGGACCAGGUGCACCACGGCCUGCACUCCUUCAUUGUGCCGGUGAGAGAUCCCAAGGCCCUGCUCGCUCUGCCUGGUGUGCUGGUUGGAGACAUGGGCAAGAAGCUGGGCCAGAACGGACUGGAUAACGGGUUUGCUUUGUUUCAUAAUGUGAGGGUCCCUCGGGAGAAUCUGCUGAACAAGACUGGAGAUGUUACUCCUGAUGGCCGCUACGUUACACCGUUCAAGGACCCCAACAAGCUCUUUGGGGAGUCUCUUGGUGCCCUGUCAGGGGGCAGGGUGUCCAUCACCAGGAUGGCUCUAGUCAACCUGAAGCUGGCUCUGAUUGUCACCAUCCGCUUCUCAGCCACCAGGAGACAGUUUGGACCCAAAGACACGGAGGAGAUUCCUGUUCUGGAGUACCAGUUACAGCAAUGGCGUCUGAUCCCGUACCUAGCAGCAGCAUAUGCUCUUGAACACUUCUCCAAAUCCAUCUUCAUGAACUUCGCUGAGUUUCAGCUUGGACAGAUGAUGAGGGACAAGAGUGAAAGACAGGCAGAGAUGGGCAGGGAGAUCCAUGCCAUAGGCUGCUCCAGUAAACCACUGGGCUCGUGGACCGCUCAGAGGGGGAUCCAGGAGUGCAGGGAGGCGUGCGGUGGACACGGAUACCUGGCCAUGAACCGGCUGGGUGAUCUGCGUAAUGACAACGAUCCAAACUGCACAUAUGAAGGAGACAACAAUGUGUUGCUGCAACAGACCAGCAACUACCUGCUCAGCUGGCUCCAUGCUAAACACCGCGACGGUGUGCGGAUUGAGUCUCCUCUCCACACUGUGGAUUUCCUGGAUGAUUCCCACACGAUCCUGGAAAGCAAGUUCACGGCAAGAACAAUGGAGGAGUGCAUGGACUCUGCAGUGCCACUGGCAGCUUAUAAGUGGCUGGUGUGUUUCCUGCUGGAAGAGAGCCGGGGGAGGCUCGAACAACAGAGGGCCUCGGGGAAGGAUGAUUUUGAGGCCCGCAACAACAGCCAGGUUUACUACUGCCAUUCCCUGGCCAUCGCCUACAUAGAACACAACUGCCUCCAGAGGUUUCAUGAUCUGACCACUGAUGAGGACACACCUGCUGGUCUCAGACCUGUAUUGAGCAAGCUGUGCGCCCUGUAUGGGCUGUGGAGCCUCAGCAGACACAUGGCCACACUUUACCAGGGUGAGUACUUGAGUGGAAGGAAGCCCUCAGAGUUGGUCCAGAUGGCCAUUCUCACUCUCUGCACCCAGCUGAAGGAUGAUGCCGUAGCAUUGGUGGAUGUGUUUGCACCUUCUGAUUUCAUUCUCCACUCGCCCAUAGGCAACGCUGAUGGACAGCUUUACAAGAAUCUGUGGGCGACAGUGAUGCAGGGCAGCCAGGUGCUGGAACGGCCUUCCUGGUGGAAAGAGUUCUGCUCAGACAAGCCCGUGGUCGGAUCCCUCCGUCCGAAACUCUAGAAUCCACUCAUGACUACGACUACUGUCUGAAGUUGAAAAUGUGUGCUGCCCUUAAAGAGAUUCCAACUCCUGCAGCAGAUAAAAUCAAGACAGCACUUUAAAUCACGUUGAACCAAACUUUGAAGUGUAAAAAAAUAAAUUGCAUUUAAACCAGUUUUUGAGCAAAAUAAUCAAUUUCCUCUAAGAAAGUUAAAGGACAGACUCAACUCAUUUGAGUUUUAUGAUGCUGAUGCUAGUAGUGUUUAUGGAUUUUAAUUAGCAUUAUUCUAAUUCACCAUUUUUAAUUGUGCAACAGAGAAAUCUCCAUUUUAAACUAGUUUAAUGAAAUGAAGUAAUGCUUUUGAAUGAGCUACUAAACAAGCUUUUGGUAAUUAAAGAAUUCCGAUAAGACAUUUUCAAAUCAUUUGACACAUUGUUCUGUCAGUACAAAGAAGGGGAGACUUUGGGUUUUCAGUUGGAGGCCACACUUCAUGGAUUAAUAUUUGUGUGUCAAAGAAAGUCGAUCACUAACAUUACCGAUCAUCUGUUCUGUUGGACGUAAACUGUGAUUAUGUGAAUUCUACAUGUGAAUAAUCACUUUUCCACAUUUCUGUCCUUAACACAGCAAUAAUGCCAUUCCAAGGAUAUUUAUGUAUAUUUUAAUUUGAUUUCAUAUUGAAUGAAAUGAUGUAAUCUAAACAGUGUUGAAGUGAUAAUUGAAGAUAGAUUUUGUCAAUGACUUUAAGACGGAUCACUUAAAGUCUCACCUUUGAGCCCUAGAUUUUGGGGCAACAGCAGCGAGGUUUAUUCAGCUCUCGGCAGCUCUCCAAUUAACCCGCAACACCAGAGCAAUGAAUAGAUGUUAACAGACUCCGCAUUGCAAAACGAGGAAUGAUGUGUUGUAAGAGUCGCAGCCAACAAUGUGACUCAUAUCAGAUUACACACACUUUCAGUUAUUGGUGCGGCCCCUUCUUUCAGAGCCUUAUAUUAUGCCUUAUAAAAAGGUAAUUAUUAUUACCUUUUUAGUCAAUUUGAUAAGGGGUGUAAAAGGAAGGUUAUUUACUUAAAACUGGUUUAGGGCCAAUCACAUAAAACAUGCAGCUCGUUUCCCCAUCAUGUUUAUUGUGGGACAUGUGAGUUUGGAUUGCUUUUACCAAGGUUAUGUUUUCGGUUUGGUUUGUUUUUUUGUCUUGCGGACAAAAUACUGGCCCGAUUUUCAUGAAACUUGGUGGAAGGGUGACGCAUGGGGGCCAAGGAAGAACCCAUUCACUUUUGGAGUGUUUCGGCUGUAUUUACACAGACUUAUUGACAUAUUUAUUAGACCCCUAACAAAGGCAACUCUUAAAAAACUGGCCCAAGUAUUUCACAAAUUGUCAUCCUGUCGUUUGGACAAAUGGAUCCAAACUGAACCACUUCAGCUAUUUCAUCAGCAAACUUUGGGUGCUUCCCCCACAUGACAGAUUUUAGGACAAAGUCCAUGGUUUUGUGGCUCUCAUUGCCGCAUAGCAGCAGAUGGAGCUCUACAAAGCACAGUUCAUCAACACUACCAUAAAAGCUGGUCUACAUAUGGGAGUAACAAAAACCAGUUGCCUUUAAACAUAUUGGACAUAUUUUAGUUUCCUGCACUUUGGUUGGAUUUGCACAGCUGUCCAACAUCGACUUCAAUAGGAGUCACAGAAAGCAUUCCACGGAUUUGUUUUCACACUUUCACCAACAGAGUCAAUAAAUGAAAACAGACUUGAGAUUCAUCACCAACCAGCAAUACAAUAACAUGCCUAUAUUAACACCCACUGAGUCAGUGUGGUCAGCUGGAUGUCAACAUAUGCACAGUUAGAAAACCCAACAAUUGACACUUCCAGCCCUCUUGUUCAUGUUUUUAUAGAUCGUAGACGUUUUCACUGUUUCCCAUGUGUGAGUGACUUUCUUUUUAUGCAGACGAGAAGAGACAAAUUAUCAGUUUACUUCAUAUAUUUAUUGGUACCCAGCUGUUUUUAAAACGGAGGCCGAUUGCUGGGCUCACAUGAAUCUUAGCCACUGGCAGCCAGUGUGAAAGCCUGUUAUCAUGGUCUCAUGGGCCAGCACUCAUUCAUUUCUCUGGCUGGUGACAUUUAUAGCCACUGUAUCGCCACAUAAUACCCGUUUGAACCUACCACAGAACGAGUCAGCACAACCAUGUCUGCUUUCCCCAUAUUGAGGUUAUCGUCAAUGUUUGAAACUGUGUUUUUAGACCCAGCUGAAUAAUGUGGUCUCUAAUUACAGGACGUUUGCUCAUGGAAACAAGGAUGGUCUUUACUGCUAGGGAGACGGCAGAAAUAGACUUUUAGACUUGCAAGGUCGCUCAAAUGUCCCAAUUCAUCCAGCUCCUUCUAGGGUAUCCUGAGGUGUCUUUGGGCCAGAUGGGAUAUAAUCUCCUCAGCAUGUUCUGGGUCCUAUAGUUGCACAUACCCAGAAUA